AUGUUGGCCAAGUGGGCCUGCUUCCUGCAUCAGCUCCUCCAGCUUCUCCAGAAUGGGCAGCAGUGGCAGCUUUGGGGCGACCUGGGGCUGGGUGGCUAUGGCGGGGCUGGUGUUGUGGGUAGCAUCACAGCCAUCCAAGUGAACCAGAACUGGCUGAACCCCCUGAACCUUGAGGUGGACCCCAACAUCCAGGCCGUGCGUAUUCAGGAGAAGGAGCAGAUCCUGAACCUCAACAACAAGUUCGCCUCUUUCAUCGACAAGGUUCGGUUUCUGGAGCAGCAGGAUAAGGUGCUGGAGACCAAGUGGAGCCUCCAGCAGCAGCAGAUGUCCCAGAGGGCUGGUGGGGACCUCAAGAAUAAAUAUGAAGAUGAGAUCAACAAGCAUACAGAGAUGGAGAAUGAAUUUGUCCUCAUCAAGAAGGAUGUGGAUGAAGCUCACAUGAACAAGGUGGAGCUCAACUGCUCCCUGGACCUGGACGGCAUCAUCGCCCAGGUCAGGGCCCAGUAUGAGGAGAUCGCCCACUGCAGCCAGGCCAAGGCCGAGAGCAUGUACCAGAUCAAGUACGAAGAGUUGCUGACUCUGGCUGGGAAGCACAGGGAUGACCUCCACCGCAUGAAGUUUGAGAUCCCUGAGAUGAACUACAGCAUCAGCUUCCUGCAGGUGGAGAUUGAGGCCUUUAAAGGCCAGAGAGCAUCCCUGGAGGCAGCCAUCACUGAUGCCGAGCAGCAAAGGGAGAUAGCCAUUAGGGAUGCCAAUGCCAAGCUGGCCCUGGACAUCGAGAUCACUACCUACCAUAAGCUGCUGGAGGGCGAGGAGAACAGGCUUGAGGCUGUCCUGCAGAAGGCCAAGCAGGACAUGGCCCGGCAGCUGUGCAAGUACCAGGAGCUCAUGAACGUCAGGCUGGCCCUGGGCAUCGAGAUCGCCACCUACCGCAAGCUGCUGGAGGGUGAGAACAGCCUGGAGGCUGGGAUGUGGAACUUGAGCAUCCACACAAAGACCACCAGCGGCUAUUCAGGAAUGGUGAGCUCCCCCUAUGGGGGCCUCACAAGCCCUGGCUUCACCCGCACCAAGUCUGCUGUGGUUGUGAAGAAGAUCAAGACCUGUGAUGGGAAGCUGGUGUCUGAGACCUCGGAUGUCCUGGCCAAGUGA
Messenger RNA from Octodon degus (degu), 1149 nucleotides. Its product is annotated as keratin, type II cytoskeletal 8-like. NCBI's taxonomy places the organism in Eukaryota, Metazoa, Chordata, Mammalia, Rodentia, Octodontidae. The record is from RefSeq and is a predicted model, not a curated record. The coding region runs from base 1 to 1149 and encodes 382 amino acids. The transcript has 5 exons.